AUGGAGUCUCCUCGUCUCCACCCGCUGUCUACAGACUCGGCCUCGAUCUCGACGGCGGUCGCUGAUCCCGAAGCUCAGGCGCCGUAUCACGACCAGGAGAAGCAGGCGUCGAACGUGCCAGCGGCUACCUUGACCGGCGGCGAGGGUCAGUCCGCCAUUCCGGAGGACAAGAAGGAGGAAGCGCUAGAGAAUGCGGAAGACGACUGGGCGCACGAUCCCAUCAACCCACGAAACUGGACACCAGCCAAAAAGUGGACAGCGGUCUCGAUAAUUUCCCUUUAUACCUUUGUUCCGCCUUUGGGCAGUUCAAUGAUGGCGCCUGCCUUGAUCGACAUCGCCCAGCACUUCAUUAUUACGAAUGAAACGAUUGUCGCAAUGACCCUGUCCAUUUUCCUACUCUCUUUUGCAAUCAGUCCCCUGAUCUACGCUCCCCUGUCGGAGAUGUAUGGACGCCUUUGGGUCCUACAUAUUAAUAACAUCUUUUUCCUGGCGUUCAAUAUCGGAUGCGCCUUUGCUCCGACAACAGGCUCAUUCAUCGGACUACGUUUUCUAGCUGGUUGGGUCGGCAGUGCUCCGAUCGCCGUAGGUGGUGGCGUUAUUGGCGAUAUGUUUUCCGCAAAUGAAAGGGCGACGGCUAUGGCCUUGUACAGCGUCGGUCCUCUUAUUGGUCCUGUCGUUGGGCCCAUUGCUGGCGGUUUCAUCGCGGAGACCAUUGGCUACAAAUAUAUAUUCAUCGUCGUCUCCGGUCUGUCAGCCAUCGCUGGUGCACUAGGAAUCCCUCUGCUCCGCGAGACCUAUGCGCCGGUCAUCCGCUUGCGGCGUGUAGUGGCAACGCACGAGGAUCCGGAAGAAGCUUUAGAGAAACAUCCUCAUCUUAUUCAGGACCAUAGCAGUAAAUUGCACCUCCUAUGGAUUAAUCUCAGUAGGCCAUUCGUCUUGUUGACGAGGAGCUUCAUCUGCUUCAUCUUAAGUUUAUACAUGGCCUUGAUGUAUGGCAUCUACUACCUUAUGUUCGCGACCUUCCCCGAAUUGUUCUCUGGUGUAUACCACUUCAGCACUGGCGUCUCUGGUCUAGCCUACAUCGGUCUCGGUGUAGGGUUUAUGCUUGCGACGUUCUUUGGUGCGCACUACGGAGACAAGAUGUAUCUCGCGCUUGCUGCACGCGAAGGCGGCAAAGGGAAGCCAGAGAUGAGGAUCCCGGCUCUGAUCAUCGGAUCGUUCUUUGUCCCAGUCGGCAUAUUUUGGUAUGGAUGGUCUGCGCAGGCCCAAAUUCAUUGGAUUAUGCCCAUCAUUGGGACGGGAAUCUUUGGGUUUGGUUUGAUGGCAACAUUCCUUCCUAUUCAGCUCUAUCUUGUUGAUGCGUUCACGUAUGCCGCAUCCGCAUUGUCAGCUGCCUCUGUCUUCCGCUCGAUGCUGGGCUUCGCGUUUCCUCUCUUCGGUUCUCAGAUGUACGCCGCGCUCGGACUAGGAGGAGGCAACUCGCUGCUGGGAGGGCUUGCGAUCGUAAUCGGGAUCCCGUUCCCGAUCUGGAUUUACUUUAAGGGUGAAGAUAUGCGGGCUCGAAGCUCUCUCACCCGCUAGGUGGGUUUAUCGUAUAUACACUGGUGGUAUCGUAGUUACAAUAAUUUGGAUCUGACUAUGCGCUUUCGGGCUU
Messenger RNA from Heterobasidion irregulare TC 32-1, 1654 nucleotides. Its product is annotated as major facilitator superfamily. The coding region runs from base 1 to 1581 and encodes 526 amino acids. Gene Ontology annotation, molecular function: transmembrane transporter activity. Lineage: Eukaryota; Fungi; Basidiomycota; Agaricomycetes; Russulales; Bondarzewiaceae. The record is from RefSeq and is a predicted model, not a curated record. Gene Ontology annotation, biological process: transmembrane transport. The transcript has 12 exons.